Molecule: messenger RNA, 1136 nt
Organism: Rotaria sp. Silwood1
Lineage: Eukaryota; Metazoa; Rotifera; Eurotatoria; Philodinida; Philodinidae
Source: the annotation of a GenBank genome assembly
ACUGAACACACCCGACUUUGUGUACGUUUUUACUAGGAAAAGGGAUGUGGAAUCAGUGUUUCGGCUCGCAUUUCUCAGUAACAAAAGCAAACGAACUCAUAUUUUGGAUUUGAGUAUAACUUUACUAGGCCUUUCAUUUGAGAUAGAAAAAUUAAAAAUCGAAAGACUUUCCCUAGGCAACCAUGCUUAUACCCCAUGGGUAGUCUUCAGUAGGGUGAUCACGAAAAAUGGUUUUUGCCUUUUCAAAGAAGCAAAAUCAGAAAAUAUGGUCUAAAGAAAAAUUGUAGCGCUUGAAAUUCUCUAUCGAAUCAUAUAUAGGAAAAUACUUUGCAACAUAAUCUUGAUUAUGAAAACACGACUGGAAGCCGCUGCAGUGCAAAAAAGAGCUAUCUGCAACAAGGUAUUUACCACCAAUUGGUACGAUAAGAGUCUUCUUUCAAACUUGUUCAAUAUAUAUCGGGUAGAGGAAAGAAUCCUCUAUCGAUUCAUAUAUAAAAAGUUGUACUUUGGUGGUACUUUAUGUCUGAAACCGGUCAAAAACGAGACACACCCCUGGACAAAUUUUUGGUCAAAAAUCUGGUCUUGUGACGGCUAUAACUCGGGCUAGCUACAUCAGACAAGCGUGAAAAUUUGGGGAUAUAUGUAAAAAACUAUGCUCUAUCGAAUGAGAAUAUUAAAUCGAAAAAGUAGAAACCGCGACCCCCCCCUUAAUUAGUCACAACAGACUAACAUAUACUGUCUAUGUAGAUAUAUUUACUGAGUAAAAAAAUAAUGCUAUCUUAGAUUUAUAAGAAAAAUCGUGCCCCAUCUCCAUUUCAAAAUCCUAGAUAAAAGAUGAUGAAAACCGUUCAUAUGAAUUAGCGGCAUAUUUUACACAUUUACAAUUACAACCAAUACAUAAAAUAAUGACAUUAAAAUCUGCACUUAAUUGAGCAUGUAAAUUAAAAAGUUAUAAAACUGCAACAAGUUUUGCGAAACGUUUAUUAGAAUUAGGACCAAUACCUGAUGUUGCUCAACAGUUAUUAAUGUUUUAUUAUCCACAAAAAGAAGCUGAUUUAGUUGAAAUGACAAAUAUUUUUGAUUCAUUAUAUGUUUGUAUUAAGAUCUUUCAUGAUCUUAAUGCUCAAGUAACUUGA